CCGCGAAGUCGCGUCGUUAGCGAUCUAUCCAGACCACUGUGCUAUCGAUCUCAGUAUCCGUCGACUUCCUCCUCCUAUCACUCACAUCAUCUCUGCGCAGAAGGCCGAGCUCGCCGGCGCGCACAAUGGCGCAAGCAGCGAGUGCAGAGCCGGCUGCAUCCAAGCCAGAACAAUCCGACGAGGCGCAGAUCGAAGUGAAAACAGAAGCGAAGGAGGAAGACACCAGAGACGAGAAAGCGCACGCUGAGGGAGAAGCGGGAGAAGAACAGGAUGAUGCAGAAGCGGGCGAAGGACAGGAUGGCGCAGAAGUGGAAGAAGAACAGGAUGGCGCAGAACGGCCGGUCUCGAAUGAACAGUACAAGGCGCUCAAGAAUAUUACCGACGUCUUGACGAACCAUAAGAUAAAACUCAAGGGAGAUGAAGAUCAUUUCCCUUCCAUGCUGUUCAGACGUAUCCCCAACAGACGAAAUCUUCCCGAUUACCACGAAAUCAUCAAAGACCCUGUGGCACUCAGUACGCUUAAGGGCAAGAUACAGAGAAAGCAGUACACAGGAAUCCCCGAGUUUGUGCGCGACUUUGCACUCAUUGUCCACAACGCCCAGAUAUACAACCGGCCGAAUUCUGCCCCGGUGCGGGAUGUAUUUGAGCUGCAGAAGGUGUUCAAGGAAGAAUUACAGAAGUUGGUUGAUGAGGGCUUGGUCAAACAAGAAGAAACGGUCUUCCCAGAUCUCGGCGAAAUACCAGCUGCCACUCCCGAGCCAGAUCCAGUAUCUGAAGAAGAAGACAAUGAUGACGCCCAAGAGGACGACGAAGAAGAUGAGGAGGAAGGCGAUGACUCAGACGACGACCGACGCAGACGAAAAAGUCGGAAGGGCGGGAGGGCAAGCAUUUCGGGACGCAAAGGUGGCGAGGAGACCGACGAGAAACUUAAUGAAGGCGAUCUUCACAAGCGUCGAGGACGGCCGCCCAAAGUGGACACACCCAUGGAAGCCAGGAUCAAAGCGAUCUUGAAAGGCAUUCGCAAGCCAAAGGACAAAGCAGGUAACAUGAAAAUUCGUCAUUUUGAGCGACUACCCGAUAAGACGGAGUAUCCCGAAUAUUUCCUUGCUAUCAAGGAUCCUAUCGCCGUGGAUACGAUUAAGAAGAAGGCCAAAAGGAAAAAGUACCAGUCUUUGGAACAAUUCAUGAAGGAUCUUGACUUGAUGUUCAACAAUGCAAAACAGUUUAACGAAGACGGCAGCGAGAUUUAUCAGGACGCGGUGGAGUUGCAGGCUGAAGCACACAAGCUUCUCGAGAUCGAGAAGGCCAAGCCAGACGAGGAGUACCUCAUGGAAGAUGGCCGGCGACCGUUGCCAUCUGGAAUUCUUCACAAAAACGAGCUCUGGAAAGUCGGUGAUUGGGUCCAUAUUCAAAAUCCUAACGACGUGACCAAGCCAAUUGUGGCCCAGAUUUAUCGGACCUGGGAAGAUCCGGAAGGUCAAAAGUGGAUCAAUGCUUGCUGGUACUAUCGUCCGGAGCAGACGGUCCACCAGUACGAGAAACACUUCUUCCCCAACGAGGUCGUCAAAACCGGCCAAUAUCGAGACCAUCGAAUUGAGGAAGUCGUCGACCGGUGUUUUGUGAUGUUCUUCACGAGGUAUAGCCGAGGCCGUCCUCGGAACAUCGAUCCUACCAAGGAGGUGUACGUGUGCGAAGCAAGAUACAACGAGGAAAAGCACAAGUUCAACAAGAUCAAGACUUGGGCCAGCUGCCUACCCGAUGAAGUGCGCGACAAGGACUACGAGAUGGAUCUAUUUGACACGCCUCGGAAGAUCAAGAAAGUCCCUAGUCCGCUGAAGCACCUUCUGAAGGACGAUAUGAAGGAGACCGAUGAGACGCCGUCGCCUACAUGGGGUCAUCCCAAUGCACCUCCUAUCAUCGGCGCGAUUCACAAGCAGCCUCGCGAUGAAAAUCAAUCGCCACCGCCUGAGCCAACACCACCACCUCCCCCGACUCCUCCACCACAACCAGUGCGGCCACCGUCGGCGUCCACAAUGCAAAACAUCCAAUCUCGACCCAGCAUGGACAGACAGACCAGUACCGGUUCCGCCGGCAAUCUCCAGCCUCAACUCACGCGGCCAUCUCCCUCAGUAGCCACGCCUCAUAUGGCUGCGUCAUAUCCGAAACAAUCCAUCUCCCCCGCUCCUCAAUAUGGCCACCGCCAAACCCUAUAUCAGCAACCACAACAUCAACAUCAACAUCCACAAUUACAGCCAAACAUCGCUCCCCAGACUCCUAGUACCCCACAACAACAACCUUUGCCCUCCUACGUGCCGCAGCAACAAUUACACCCUCCCCCACCGAACCUAGCCACAGCCGCCGCGGCACAUCAUACUGCCCCUUACGGCCCCGGCCACGCCAGCACCCCUGUUGCCCCAAACUAUGUUCGGCCAACACAAGUGCAACAACAACCUGCCAUGUAUGCUCAUGCUCCGAACGCCGUCGGUGUUGGGGAGCAGCGCGCCAGCGAAGUCUAUGUCCUCUCCGAGCUGGCGAAUGCAAGUAUUCCCAAGCGGAUCCGAGAUCGAUUCCCACAAGACGAUCAGGGUCGGAUCUUGUUCUUCACCAAACCGCCUGUCAUUCAUGACUGGACUGUCAGAGGGAGAGAUGGCGAGCCGCUUGUCCAUACAGAAAAGUAUUUAGCGGCAAAGGUUGAGCGGGACAAGAUCAUCGCUACCCGCAAGCGCGCACGACAGGAUGACAAGGUCAAGGUCGCCGCCGCCUCUUCUUUCAAACGAGUAAAGGAGACGAGGGGGCCUGCAGUGGCAUGAAAGGUGCCGCACCGGAACACUUGAAAGUUGUACUACUAGUGUUGAAUUCCAUACAAGUACAGUAAGUGACGAGAUCAUGGAGCUUUGGGAGAAUAAGGUACGGCACAGUUGUACUACUACUAGUAGUAGUACCGGGUACUGGUUUUAUUCGUAGCAGGGCGCUGUCUGGGAAAAAAAGGGUUCAUGCGUGUUACUACUACUAGGGAUCACGUAAGAAUUCAAGAAAAGGAAACGUUUGAGCAUUGUACUUCAACUCGUAUCCAGCGCUCCCCCCAGUCGCUCGAAUCGAGCAUCUCUCUCCCGCUUGAGGUCGUCCAGCUCGGCCUGUGCCCGGUUGACUUCGGCCCUUGAAGCCUCCAAGUCAGGCGGCAGGCCAUGGAAGGCACGAAUGCGAGAUUCCAACACGGUGAUCAGGGCUCUCUUGCGCCGCAGCGAGUCCUUUUUCGCCAAAAGAGCGGCCACCAAGUCGGACUCCUUGCCGCCGCCUUGUGACUCCUGGGCCGCCGCCUGUCGCUCUAGCGCGGCGAUGCGGUCUUUGUACUCUGCGCAUUUGAUGGCUAGCUGUUUAGUUUCGCGCUGGUGUUGGAGCGUUUGUUCGUGCAGCCGUGCGUAGUGGUCCGCUGCUGCGGUUUCUGUUGUUGUUGGCGUCGUCGGCAAGGGAAUCGGUAAUGCUGAAGUUAGAGGGAAAGAAGCGGACUCUGGUGGUGAAGAAGUGGAAGCAGAGAGGUGGUUGUUGUCAGAUGAGGGCACUGUCUCCCGUACGAAGUUGGCAGUGGCUUGUUGGAUGUGUGAGAUCUGGCGGUUCAGAGUAGAUGUUAAUUCGUCGAUUGAUGUGAUUUGGGUCUCGAGAUCAAACAUUUCCCGUGUAAGGUUGAGGAUUCGGGAUUGUAAAGCCUCAAUGGAACUGGGGGGAUCCGAGUCCGACUGCAAGGGACAGCCCAGCAGAACGGCAGAUUUGGCGAGAGACUCGAGAGCUUGCUUUGAUGGCGGUGGAAGUGAUGAUUCUAGUAGACGGGAGAGGGACUCUCCAUCCAAAGUCGGCCGCGGUCCGGCGGUCCCCAGUUCUUCUUUCUGAGCUGCUGCU
Exophiala dermatitidis NIH/UT8656 is the source of this 3894-nucleotide messenger RNA. RefSeq names its product histone-lysine N-methyltransferase ASH1L. Gene Ontology annotation, cellular component: RSC-type complex. Bases 126 to 2810 code for a protein of 894 amino acids. The transcript is spliced from 3 exons. Lineage: Eukaryota; Fungi; Ascomycota; Eurotiomycetes; Chaetothyriales; Herpotrichiellaceae. The record is from RefSeq and is a predicted model, not a curated record. Gene Ontology annotation, molecular function: chromatin binding; protein binding. Gene Ontology annotation, biological process: chromatin remodeling.